Messenger RNA from Plasmodium fragile, 5961 nucleotides. RefSeq lists its product as uncharacterized. NCBI's taxonomy places the organism in Eukaryota, Apicomplexa, Aconoidasida, Haemosporida, Plasmodiidae. The transcript has a single exon. Bases 1 to 5961 code for a protein of 1986 amino acids. The record is from RefSeq and is a predicted model, not a curated record.
AUGAAGAACAUGAACCUGGACUACCAGAGUGAACAAACGAAUGUACCCCCGGUUGCGCCGGAGGGGGACUUGAAUAACUUACCGCUGAAGGGAAGCGACAAAGACAAGAAAGAUAAUAAGCAUAAAACGGAAAAGAAGGAUCAGAAGGAAAAGAAAGAAAAGGGAAAAACAAAAUCCAAGACAGUUAACCAACAAAUGGAAAAUGAAAAUGCCCACUUGUACAAUUCACAAGGUGGAAUUCUCUCCUCCCAAGGGAAUUGUAAAUUUAUAAGUAGUGACGCAUCUAGGAUGACUAAUGAACUGAGUAAAAGUGCUGACCUCGAUAGUACCUAUGCUUACAGGUAUAAUAUGUGUGCAACGACUGCUAGUAGUAAUAAUGAAAGCAAUAAAGAGAAUUUAGUGCUACACGAUGUUGCAGAUGAUAAAAAUAAUUUUCUGCACCCAACGGUGUGUAAUGUGGAAGGAACCAUUGGGGUAACACCUUUUAGUGAAGCCUGUAUAUUUCCGCACAUAAAUAACACAAUGGAACCUCCUGGUUUCGCACAUUUGAAUAAGUCCCAUGGGGGGAGAAAUAACAUGGUCGAUGAUAUAACGGACGCAGCAAACGUGGGCAGCAUUAUAAGCGACUGUUAUAGUGGAGGGGUGAACAGGAGGGACAAUGCAAUAAUCGCGGGUGAUAAUUCCAAGUACGAUGAGUGUGGCGAGCUCUACAGCAGUACGGGCGGCGCCAAUCGCACUUGGAACUACGUAAGCGGUGUGAACAGCAUGCACAAUUUAAACAGUGCGAACUCCCCCAGUGAGCACCCACACAGUGGGUUGAACUCCUGCGCGGGCAGUGUGUACGAUGGUGUAAGUACAACCAGCAGCAAUGUGAAAUCUUCCUCAUGGAAAAGUGCAGCCCACAUGAGAAAUACGAAUAUGCUCGGUUUGACCAUCGGGGAGCAGAUUAGCAUUGUGAAUAGUGCACCCAUGAAAGGUGGUAGCUCUAGGAAGAAAACGAAAGGUGCGGACGAUUUAGCAGAUAGGGAAGUCUCCAUGCAACCUGAAGAGAUAUUUGCAAAUUUGAACAGAUUAAAUGUGGACGAAAUGGGAACACAUGAUGAUGUGAUGAAGGAGAAAAAUGCUAUGGACUUAUUUCAUUAUGAAAAUUUUAGUUUGGAUAAUGGUAUGUAUAAUCUUAUGGGUAGGAAUAUGGAUCAUCAAGGUAAAUCUGUCUCCGAAAAUUGUGGUACGAUCACCACGACGAUGCCUGCUAUGAUGGAUGGUACCAGCAACUCUCCUAAUGGUAAUCACAAUGUAAUGAAGAAUAACGUAGGUAUUACUGAAUCCAGGAAUAUUGUUACACCACCGGGGGAUGAUCUUGCCCUUGCCGAGGUUAUGAGGCAUAACAGAAACUAUGAGGAUUAUACAAAAAUGUCUUCCACCUUCAAAAGUAACCCAACUAGCGAUUUGGAAAAGUAUAUGCCGGGCCUGGUAAGCAGCAACGGUAAGGAAAACGGGAAAGGAAGCUUUUACAACUCCUUUUUAAGUAAUGCAAACGAGGGGGAUAAACUUUUCAAUGGGGAUGACUCGGAAUGUGCGUCUAUUUAUAUGGCCAAGGAUAAUGUAGAGGAUCGCCACGACAGUAGUGGGGUGUAUGUCAAUGUGGGUAGCGACAAUGGUGUACAUGAUGAGAAAAAUUUUAAGACAAAAAAUUUAAUCAAAGAGCAAAUUUUAAACUAUGCUAGGCAUGCGCAACAUGCUAAUCAUUUGCAGCAUGGUAUUCGUGCAGUUCAGUCCAAUCACGUGAGUUACAACCAGAGCAAGCUGCAUACGUCUAAAAUGGCAUUUCCGAUUAUGGGACAAGAGAGGAAGGUAAAGAAAAACCAGAGUGAAGAUUUAAAGUUCAUUAAUAAAGAUCGCUUCUUCUUUCGCAAUGGUGAUAGCCUAUUCAAGGGAGAUGUGGAUGACGAGUUUGCCGCGUUGAUCAAUAAAAAUUUUAAAGGCAAAAAUGCGUGUGCAGAGAAGAGUGUGCACAGUGUGAAGCCUGCGUAUAUGACCACCGACAGCACCAUAUACACAGCCAAUAACGCUGUUAGUAAGAACAAAAAUGGAGGGCAAGAGGAUGAUGACGAGGAGGAGAAUGGCCAUUACUGUGAUAAUGAGAAUGGGGAUGAUUUGAGCAGACGUUGUGGGGAUGGAGUUACUGGACCGUUUAACUUCGAGAACGAGGUGCAUAAAAAUUGUGAAAGCGUUAUCGGUCCUUAUAAUUACGAUGAAGAAAUGCAUAUCAAUUAUGAGGACCGUUUGCAUUUGAACUAUGAUGAUGAUCUGUUCAGUAGGAACACACUGCAUCUGAACGUGAAGGAUGAUGAUAUUGGAAAUGCAAGCUAUUUCGAAAAGAGCUCCGAUUUUGAAGACAAUGUGGCGCAGCUACAGAAAGAUUUAGAUUUUUCUGUCAACCUAAGCAGCAUAAAUAAUAAUAUGUCUUUCUUAAAUUUUGACGACUCGGAAGAAAAGGACUGGAAGUACGAACAGAUGCAUGACAUAUUUUCCACUAAGGGGGAUGUCCAUGUGGGUAACGACGAUCACCAUUCUCUUCAUGCAAAAGGCACAUUAACAAACUCUUUUCCUUUUAACGAUGAUAACAGUAGCAGCGGUUACAACCUGGGUGGAGGCAGAAAUUUUGGCCUUAACGCUUGUAAUACCGUUUUUGCUAGCCCCGCAUAUAGUGAACCCAGAAAUUUUGACGACAAAUCAAUUUUUAACCCAGCGGUGGAAAGCAGCAAUCAGUGCAAUAAUGGUGUGAAAAAAAAUGUAAUGAAUAAUAAUAUGCUUUUUGUGAAUAACAGUAAUUUAAAUAUGAAUUGGAGGAAUGCUCAUUCUGUGAUACGAGAAAAGUGUACAAAUGAGGAAAGCACAUACGGAAGAAAUAAUGACACUAUUAAUAGCAACUUAAUUAUUGAGGAACAUAAUGCUUGUAAUAAUGAGCACACACUGAUGGAUGACAAUCAUUUGGGCAUGACCCAUAACGAUCAUUCAUUAGAGAAUAAUACCACCAGCUUGGCAAACAACAAAAAGGUAUUACAUAGCGGUUGUGUGAAUACGACAUGUGCUAGCGUGAGUGAAAGCAUCCCCGCUUUUACUCUUAGCAAGAGUAAAGGUGCACACAGAAGAAGUGAUCAUCUUAAUGAUGAAGUUGAUUCUGCUUUGCAUAGCGACGGAGAGCACAUGGAGAAGGAGCACUCCCGCAGCACUUAUUCCAAUGCGAUAACGAAAAACGGUGGAGAGUUGGUCGGAAUAAAAAGCAGGACAGUACAUUCCUCUGGUUUAAGCCGAAAAGGUAGUAUGAACAAGGAAGGGGUUACUGAUAGCACCUUGGAAGACAACGCCAAAAGGGGUGGUAGCAAUGCGAAGAGAAAUGAAGAGACCAACCCAGCUGAACAUAUCACCGGUGAUGUUACAGUCGAGUCGGUAAUUGGCAAGUGCGGAAAAAAUAGCAACAACGGUAGUAGUAACAACAAGAAUAGCGUCAAAGGGGUCGGCAUGGUGCAGAACAGUCGGUCAAGGGAAAGUGCAACGGAUUCAAGAAGCGUACGAAAAAUGAACACAAAUGAUCAGAGUAUCAACAUAAGCGGCAUGGAAAAUGUGCAGCUAAAGAAUGCUAGUAAUUUUAGCAAUGACAGCACCAAUAGCACCAGCAGCAGCAGGAGUAGGAGUGAUGGAAGUAAUAGAAGUGGUAGAAGCGGAAGAAGCAAUAGAAGCAACAGGAGCGGCAGGAACGAUCCCGUCGAGAGUAAUGGUCAAAACCAAAAGAGUAUCAACCCCGUCGCAAGUGAGUUGAACAAAACUAGCAGCCAGAACAACGGCUUCAUGAACGCAGAAUACAAGAACAAAAUGAUCUCUCCAGAGUACAACACGGAGCCAUUAAGUUAUGAGCAUAUCAAGAAUGACAAACACUCGUUCAAAAACGAAAUGGUAAGAAAUAACAAGUCGAGAAGUAGUGCCUUUUUAAAUUUUGCCUCUACUAAUUUUGCCCGUACGAAUUCCAAUGAACACACAAGUAAUGUCUUUAUGAAUGGUUUAUAUAACCUGUAUGGAAGGGGAAGAAGUCAUGUGAGGAAAUAUUUCCAAUCGGGGCUGAAUGAUGGUAAUAGAAGUGCUAGGAGUAGUAAGUAUGGUAGCAACAAUUUAAUGAUCAAUCGAAACAGCCUUGACUCGUACACAGGUGGAAAUGAUCUGAACAGCACCAAGGCGGCCAUGAAUUUAAAUCGCACAUUUUUGAACCAGUCUAAUUGUAACAACCGUGUGUAUCGUGCGAGCAACGAGAAAAAGAAAAAGGAGUCCUUCCUACCCAUUACUAACAGCCCGUUAGGAAAUGCUCAACGAAUAAAUUUAUUAACUGCUGAAAAGGGAAAGAACGAUAUGGUAGAUAGUCCCCUUUUGAGCUUUAACAAGCAAAAUGUAAGAGGUAGCUACCCUCUGAAGGAUGAUCACUUAGGACCCAUUAAUACUAGUAUGAGUAGCAAAGCGAAAGACGAUAUUUUCCAUCUCAACGACACAGUGGAAAACUUUGGUGUGAAUAACCAAUCGGCCAUGUACAACCAUCCAAUGGAUCCAGGCGAAAAUGUGUACAGUUGCAUGAGUGAUCAAAAGGUCUAUUAUGAUAUGAACAAGCAGCAGAAUGGCCUGUAUAAAAAUGGCACUAAUGUGGAAAAACUCGUUUUUAAGAUGAAUGACCCUAAUGGUAGAUGCUUCUAUGGCAAUGUAAAAAAUGUUCACGGGGAUGAAAAGGCAGCCAAUGUAAAUCUGAUUGGAAAGAAUGAAUACCUGUUUAGAAAUAUAAAGGAGGAUAUGUAUAACGAGGUGAAACAUGUGCAGGAAAGCGAACUAAAGUAUGGCCCCUUGAGUGGUGCACAACGCAAUGGAGCUAGUAUCGGCGUAGACAUGAUCCCACCUGGAGUGGGCCCUGCCAAGUGCCCCCCAAAUAACGCCAACAUUUGCGAUAACCUAGUGGAGAGCGAUCACUUGAAAAAUUUAACCGAUAGCAUGAGUCGAUUCGAAAACGACGUCGAGUUUAUACUGGAUGAAAAUGAAAACUUCGAGGGCGAUUCUAAAGCGACUCUGAAAAAUGACAAAAUUAUACAACUGCAAAAUAUAAUAAACAGUCUCAAGUUUAAGAACAAGCAGCUGGAGAAGGAACUGACUGAGGUGAAAAAUAUGCAACUGAAAAAAAAACAAAGUCUGAUAUUAAAUAGUCUAAGUAAUAAAAAUGAUGACAUUAGUAGCUACUCAACUUAUAAAGACGACACGAAUAACUCCGAUUGCGGAAGUGCAGACAAUUCUAACAGGUAUGUUCAGAACUUUUUAAAUGAUAAGGAGAAGUACAAUUACGACACGAAGAUUUCCAUACAAAAGUUUCAUUUGGCCUAUACAAAUAAUUCUAUUGGGAAAUUAAAAAUAGCUGCUCAGAGAGACAUUAGUGGCUCCUUUAUGGGUCCCAAGGGGAUACACGUGAAAACGAUUAAAUCGUCUCUUCACAUUUCUGUGUACAAAAGUGCAAAGGAUGUUUGGUUUCCAGGAUUUGCAGAUAGCCAUGUGUUUUUAUUAAAAGGAAAUAUUUUUGGUAUUUUAAGAGCAUGUCAAUUAUUGUACCAUUAUGUGAAGUCCAAAAUGUCUUCUUCCAAAUGUUGCAUAUAUUUGGUCGCUCCGUUUGAAUGUGUGCAGAAGUUACUGGCCGAUGGGUGCAAGCGAAUGGCAAUUAUUAAGGAAGAGUGCGGGGCUGACGUCCGAUUAGGCAAUUUGUACGUACAGGUACAUGAGGGCUUUACGGAGCGCUUAAUGGAGAUACGGGGAAAUGAGGUUAAUGUGGAUUGCGCAUUGGAGAAACUGGUCAUUUUUAUGCAGUCCUGCUUUUCGGUGCAGUCUUACGACUAUGAGUUGCUCAAGUAUCCUUGCCGGUCGGUGCUGAAUUUGCAGUGA